This is a messenger RNA of Phacochoerus africanus (Common warthog), 5452 nucleotides long. RefSeq names its product ArfGAP with SH3 domain, ankyrin repeat and PH domain 2 (gene ASAP2). The record is from RefSeq and is a predicted model, not a curated record. Lineage: Eukaryota; Metazoa; Chordata; Mammalia; Artiodactyla; Suidae. The coding region runs from base 56 to 3088 and encodes 1010 amino acids. The transcript has 28 exons. Gene Ontology annotation, biological process: positive regulation of GTPase activity. Gene Ontology annotation, molecular function: GTPase activator activity; protein binding. Gene Ontology annotation, cellular component: cytoplasm.
GCGCGGCGGCUGAGGCGGCGGCUCCCCCGCGGCCGGCCGCCGGCGCGCCGAGGCGAUGCCGGACCAGAUCUCCGUGUCGGAAUUCGUGGCCGAGACCCAUGAGGACUACAAGGCGCCCACGGCCUCGAGCUUCACCACGCGCACGGCGCAGUGCCGGAACACCGUGGCCGCCAUCGAGGAGGCUUUGGACGUGGACCGGAUGGUUCUUUACAAGAUGAAGAAAUCCGUGAAAGCCAUAAAUAUCUCUGGACUGGCGCACGUGGAAAACGAAGAGCAGUACACCCAGGCCCUGGAGAAGUUCGGGGGCAACUGCGUGUGCAGAGAUGACCCAGACCUGGGGAGCGCCUUCCUCAAGUUCUCUGUCUUCACCAAGGAGUUGACAGCGCUCUUCAAAAACCUGAUCCAGAACAUGAACAACAUCAUCUCCUUCCCCCUGGACAGCCUGCUGAAGGGGGACCUGCGAGGCGUGAAGGGGGAUCUGAAAAAGCCUUUUGAUAAAGCUUGGAAGGACUAUGAAACAAAAAUAACCAAGAUCGAGAAGGAGAAGAAGGAGCACGCCAAGCUCCACGGGAUGAUCCGCACGGAGAUAAGCGGGGCUGAGAUCGCCGAGGAGAUGGAGAAGGAGCGGCGCUUCUUCCAGCUGCAGAUGUGCGAGUAUCUGCUGAAAGUCAAUGAAAUUAAGAUAAAAAAGGGAGUGGAUUUGCUUCAGAAUCUGAUCAAGUAUUUUCAUGCCCAGUGCAAUUUUUUCCAGGAUGGACUGAAAGCAGUUGAAAGCCUCAAACCUUCCAUUGAAACGCUUUCCACAGAUCUUCACACAAUCAAACAGGCCCAGGAUGAAGAGAGACGGCAGCUGAUACAGCUUCGAGAUAUUCUGAAAUCAGCAUUGCAGGUCGAACAGAAAGAGGAGUCCCAGCUUCGCCAGAGCACAGCCUACAGCUUACAUCAGCCUCAGGGAAACAAGGAGCACGGCACCGAGCGCAGCGGCACCCUCUCCAAGAAGAGCGACGGGAUCCGAAAAGUGUGGCAGAAACGGAAAUGUUCGGUCAAAAACGGGUUUCUGACCAUAUCCCACGGCACCGCUAACCGGCCUCCGGCGAAGCUCAACCUGUUAACCUGCCAGGUGAAGACCAACCCCGAGGAGAAGAAGUGUUUUGACCUCAUUUCACAUGACAGGACGUACCACUUUCAAGCCGAGGACGAGCAGGAAUGUCAGAUAUGGAUGUCUGUGCUGCAAAACAGCAAAGAAGAAGCUUUAAACAACGCGUUUAAGGGCGACGACACCCCGGGAGAAAACAACAUCGUCCAGGAGCUGACGAAGGAGAUCAUCUGCGAGGUCCAGAGGGUGCCGGGCAACGACGUGUGCUGUGACUGCGGGGCUCCAGAUCCUACGUGGCUCUCCACCAAUCUGGGCAUUCUGACCUGCAUCGAGUGUUCUGGAAUCCAUCGAGAGCUGGGAGUUCACUACUCUAGGAUGCAGUCCCUGACGCUAGACGUGUUAGGAACCUCUGAGCUGCUGCUUGCCAAGAACAUCGGGAAUGCGGGCUUUAAUGAGAUCAUGGAGUGUUGCCUUCCAGCUGAGGACUCGGUCAAACCCAGCCCUGGCAGCGACAUGAAUGCACGGAAGGACUACAUCACUGCCAAGUACAUCGAGAGGAAAUACGCAAGGAAAAAACACAUGGACAACGCGGCGAAACUUCACAGCCUUUGUGAGGCCGUCAAAACGAGAGAUAUUUUUGGAUUACUCCAGGCGUAUGCUGAUGGUGUGGAUCUUACAGAAAAAAUCCCGCUGGCCAAUGGACAUGAACCGGACGAAACUGCCCUGCAUCUUGCCGUCAGAUCCGUGGACCGGACGUCUCUCCACAUUGUAGACUUUUUAGUUCAGAACAGUGGGAACCUGGACAAACAGACGGGCAAGGGCAGCACGGCCCUGCACUACUGCUGCCUGACGGACAGCGCCGAGUGCCUCAAGCUGCUGCUGCGGGGCAAGGCCACCAUCAGCAUCGCUAACGAGUCAGGAGAGACACCACUAGACAUCGCCAGACGCCUCAGGCACGAGCACUGCGAGGAGCUGCUGACCCAGGCCUUAUCCGGAAGAUUCAAUUCUCACGUUCACGUCGAGUAUGAGUGGCGCCUGCUCCACGAAGACCUGGACGAGAGCGACGAUGACGUGGAUGAGAAGUCACAGCCCAGCCCCAGUCGGCGGGAGGACCGGCCAGUCAGCUUCUACCAGCUGGGCUCCGGCCAACUGCAGCCCAACGCCGUGUCUCUGGCCCGAGACGCCGCCAGCCUGGCCAAGGACAAGCAGAGGAGCUUCGUGCCCAGCAUCUUGCAGAACGAGACAUACGGUGCCAUCCUGAGCAGCAGCCCACCCCCAGCCCAGCCCGCGGCCCCCGGCACCGCCAGUGCCCCCCCACUGCCCCCACGGAACGUCGCCAAAGUUCAGCCAGCCUCCUCGGCUAACGCCCCGUGGAAGACAGACUCUGUGAGUGUGGGCGGAGGAAGCCGGCAGCGAUCUUCGUCAGAUCCGCCAGCUGUCCAUCCGCCGCUGCCCCCUCUCCGAGUGACAUCGACCAACCCCCUGGCUCCCACGCCGCCCCCUCCAGUAGCUAAGACGCCCAGUGUGAUGGAAGCCUUGAGCCAGCAGAGCAAGCCGGCCCAGGCCGGGCUCCCGCCCAGCAAAGCCCCGCCACCGCCCCUGCCGCCGCAGCCGCCCAGCCGCCUCCCCCAGAAGAGGCCUGCUCCCGGGCCUGACAAGGCAGCGCUGCUGACCAACAAAGGCCAGCCGAGAGGACCUGGAGCCGUGGAUCUCUCUGGAGCAGAAGCUCUGGGUCCCCUGCCCAACGCCGUGGUCGUGCAGCCCCCGGCGCCCAUGCCCAGGAAGUCACAGACAACCAAGCUGAAGCCCAAGCGGGUCAAAGCCCUCUACAACUGCGUGGCCGACAACCCGGACGAGCUGACGUUCUCCGAGGGGGACGUGAUCGUCGUGGACGGGGAGGAGGACCACGAGUGGUGGAUCGGCCACCUUGAGGGAGAGCCCAGCCGCCGAGGCGCGUUUCCUGUGUCGUUUGUGCACUUUAUUGCUGACUAAACUGCUCCCGAACACACACACGUCUCAAGGUCCUGUGCCGUUUUGUUGUUGGUACCAGAACCCCUGCCAGCUAACCCGGUUUAUGAAUUGUCUCGUGGCGUAGCCCACUUCCUCCACUGUCACUGUUCUCUUUCACAAACUCCAAGGCAGUCUGUCAAUGCACUGUUUUUAUAAUUUGUGUUUUUCACGGAACAUUGCUAUACUCUUACUAUGGAAAACCCAAAGUCUUGAAAGGUGAACUGAAACGUUAACAUUAUCUGGACAUAAUCAAGACCCCGCAUCCGCAGAGGUAGCCGAACCUAAAAAUGUCCUGAGCGUUGGAAAGAGAUGCGUCCUGCUCUCCUUGCCCACCUCUGGGGUCCGUGACCCCGAGCACAGUCCCUGGCUUCGGGGGGGUCCACGGCGGGCCGGGCCUUCCCAGGGAAAACGCUUCAGUUCACCAUGAAAGAUCUUUUUUAAAAGAUUUUCCAGAUUUCCUUUGAAAUCCCCCCUCCCCGUGUUUAUUUAAAGCAACGGGAGCUGGACAGGUACACACCACGUGCUGCCCAGCCCCGCGUAGGUUGCAGCCCCGUCUCUCGCAUGUGCGCUUGUGAACAGCCCUGCUUCCCCCUCACGGAUGGUUCCUUAAAGUACACGUCACAGCAGCUCCCUCCGUCCCAGGUCCUAGAAGACCGCAUUUCUCGAAUUUGGUUAACCGCCAAGGACGCUGGAUUGCAAACCAGUCCUUUACCCUAGUUUGUAUGCUUUGGACGUUUUGGAAUUUGCCUUCUCGAACGUCCUUCAUCGCACAGCUAGGACCCCCCCCCCCCCCGCCACACACACUUGCUGUCUCCUCCCGUCAAGUUGCCACUACCCCUCCCCCCCCCCCCGUCUAGCUCGAGAAAGUUUCCUCACUUGAGCGUCUUGUGUUUAUAUACUACACCAUCAGGAACGGUAGUUACACUGUCUCGAGAUUUAACCUGUCCAUCCGUUUGUAAUCCAGAGCAUAUCAGAAACCCGUAGGUCCCAGGUGAUCAAAUAGCCCCGAGCCUCCCAGUUGUCCUCUCCGAGUCCAUCGUGGGGAGCAUUCUGGAGCUCGAGCAACUGGGGGUGGGGGGAGUAGGUUGUAUAUGAUGAGAUCAAAAUUCAUUCGUUGAAUGAACUUGACUGUCAUACCUCUAUUUAGGAAUGGUGAGCCUAAGACUCACAGUAGGCAUAUUGGAAUUUUGGCGCUUUGAGAAUAAAUGGGCAUGUAAUGCCCACUUAGGUUUUUACCAAAAGGAAAGGAGUCAAUUUAAGAAUAGGCUUGGAAAGCAAGGCAGCAAUGCUUUUAAUUGCAUUUGUUAUGAUGGUACAUUUGAUUGAAGCAGCCUGUCUUUAUUAUGCAAGCCUUUUUUUAAGCUUAGAGCUUUUUUUUUUGUAUAUAUUUUUUGUUAUUAUAAAGGAAGACAGAACAAACUGGAAUGUUUUAUGAUACUGUAUGGCAAUUGUGGGUUUUGGUUUUUGUUUUGUUUUGUUUUUUGCCUUUCAGAGUUCCAGGUAAAAAGACGGUAGAUCUGUAAUUAAAGUUUUUUUAAAAAAGCACUACAUCUGUUUUCACUACCUGUUCAUUUCUGGCUUGAACCCUUCCUUUAGUUGAUUCGCACAGAUUUUGCACGGUGCACUUCCCGUGUCUAUUUUAACACAAUCCUCCCAUGAUCAGCCUUUGACUGCUUGGGGCCAGCUAUAAACUGUGUUCAAGUGGAUUCGCGUCAGCACUUGAACACGAGUCCCACACUCAUCUAUCAGGUUCACUGGUACAUAAAGAUCUAGGAAAUAUUUUUCCAGUCUCCAAUUUGGUGGCGCUGCUGUGCAGUAAUUGAUACUGCUUUUGCCAGAGGAGAAACUACAUUAACUUCCCUGCCAGUAUCCUUUCCUAGUUAUUUGCUCUUUACAAGCUAAAAAAAAAAAAAAAAAAAAAAGGGAAAAAAAGCAACUGAGAGAAAGGACAACAUUGUAGAUAUCUAUUUAUAAAAUAUUUCAAGCUUAUGUUUCAUGAACUUAGCUGCAGGAUCCUGGCCUUUGGCCUGCCAUUCUCCAGCAGAUCUGACUUGGAGGGGCGGCAACUCAGAAAUGUGUCCACGGGCUGAGCGUUACUCUGAUCGGGGAAGGGGUGGGUAACCUGUGCGGCUUGGAAUGUGCUGUCUGAGGUGUCUGAGAUUCAGUUCGCUCGCUCGAUGACCUUGGUCUCGUUGCAGCGCAGCUGUACAUAUUGUAUAACCUCAAUCAGUUCUUAUUUUCAUCGUCCUGAUGCAGUGACCUAUAACUAGAGCAUGUGUAAUAAGUUUACUCUAAUUGUUAACUAGUCACUUGACUGGAAAAAAAAAUAAAAUACUUUUAAAUGGA